Messenger RNA from Erigeron canadensis, 1308 nucleotides. Its product is annotated as grpE protein homolog 2, mitochondrial. The record is from RefSeq and is a predicted model, not a curated record. The transcript has 6 exons. NCBI's taxonomy places the organism in Eukaryota, Viridiplantae, Streptophyta, Magnoliopsida, Asterales, Asteraceae. Gene Ontology annotation, biological process: protein folding; protein import into mitochondrial matrix. Bases 150 to 1028 code for a protein of 292 amino acids. Gene Ontology annotation, cellular component: PAM complex, Tim23 associated import motor. Gene Ontology annotation, molecular function: protein-folding chaperone binding; protein homodimerization activity; adenyl-nucleotide exchange factor activity.
UACCCGCCCCAAUUAUUAAUUUUCUUUUCUUUCUUUCCAAGCACACACAAAAACCCUAAACCCCAAAUAAAUAGUCUUAUUGGCUUAUUGCCACUACUAUCCUUUUCUCCAAAACUCAUCAAAAAUCGAUUGUAAUUAUAAUCGGCAGGAUGACAUCACGAGUUGCAAGAACAAUCCUUAAUCGUUCUUCUUUAAUCUUCAAUACUCGAUCUCUUAAUCAUAAUCAUAAUCUUUUAUCGAUUUCUGCAAUACCCAGAAAUCAUUUUCACUCUCUUACUGGAUUUCAUAAUCAUAAACUGACAGCAGGCCAAAUAUCUGCGUUACAUGGCUCUUCUCUUAUUAGUUCACCUGCUUUUCAAAGAUUUGGGUUCUCUUCAUCAGCAUCUCCAGAAUCCGAGGAGAAGAAAACUUCUGAAAAUGGAGGAACAGCUUCCAAUGAUAUAAAAGAAAAUGCAAGGUCUGAUGCUGAUGGACAAGGUGAGGAUGAUUUGACAAUGGAGGAUCUGAUUAAACUUGUGAGUGAGAAGGAGGAACUUUUGAAGAUGAAACAAGAGGAGGUUGACAAAAUGAAAGACAAAGUUCUUCGGUCGUAUGCAGAUACACAAAACAUCAUGGACAGAACUAAAAGAGAGGCAGAGAACUCAAAAAAGUUUGCAAUACAGAAUUUUGCGAAGAGCUUACUGGAUGUUGCAGAUAAUCUAGAUAGGGCCUCUUCUGUUGUGAAGGAGAGUUUUGCGAAGAUUGAUACAUCUAUCGACAGUGCUGGAGCUGUCCCACUUUUGAAAACACUGCUCGAAGGUGUUGAAAUGACCGAGAAACAGCUAGCAGAGGUUUUCAAGAAAUAUGGAGUGGAAAAAUAUGAUCCUACAAAUGAGGAGUUCGAUCCAAACAGACAUAAUGCAGUAUUUCAAGUACCAGAUCCUGCCAAGGCCCCUGAUACUGUUGCAGUUGUGCUUAAGGCUGGAUACACACUGCAUGAUCGGAUUAUACGACCUGCUGAAGUUGGUGUGACCAUAAAGGUGGACUGAAAUAGCAGCCAUAUUGGAUUUCAAUAUGUCGCUUAUGGAAAUAUUAAGAUUUUGAAUAUUUUGUUAUGUUAGGACAGGGGUUAACCCUCCCCACCCACCACCUCAGAGUUUUCUAAUCUAUUUUUCAUCUAUUUACUUUAUUUUUUGUAUCAGCUGUAAUAAAUUGGUAACAUCGAGGCUACUGAAACUUACAAAUCCUAAGGGGGGUUAGUUAUACACAUACAUGUAUGGAUGCAAUGCCUUGAUUGGAUUUGAGGUGUAAUUUAUAUUCCUUCCAUUA